Molecule: messenger RNA, 2053 nt
Organism: Drosophila montana
Lineage: Eukaryota; Metazoa; Arthropoda; Insecta; Diptera; Drosophilidae
Product: rho guanine nucleotide exchange factor 4-like
Exons: 4
Coding region: 405-1973 (522 amino acids)
Cellular component (GO): cytosol
Molecular function (GO): guanyl-nucleotide exchange factor activity
Source: RefSeq, a predicted model, not a curated record
UUAAUUUUUAGAAAACGCUUGUCAAAAUCUGUUUAUAAAUUCCUGGGUAAAAUUAUGUAAUAUAAAAUUCUUAACGCGUACGCACAAUCGCAUUAAUUGACUUUAAUUGGCCGACGAGACAUGAGUAACUGAUGCACAUGAACUAGCCCUACAACAACCAGCUGUUAUCCCAUUUACGCGGAAGUGCUGCACAGCCUUAAAGUGGCUGCUCCGCAAGAGCUGGAUUUGGAGCGGGAAACUUCAAACGAGACAUUUUCAAAUUGGGAAUUGGGAACCUGGAGACGUGGAUGCGUUAGAAGGGAGCAUGCUAGUCUUAUAGAAUACUCGAUUCUAAAAGCCAAAAGCCACAGCUUUUAUGCGCAUUACUCACAGUCGUUUAAUAGAUUGUCUAGGUCAAUGUGAAAAUGGUAACACCAAGAGAAUUGACCAACACCAAGGCUACCACGACAAUGAAGAAUCAGGAAAACAUCACACCCAAAAUCAUCGAGCCAUCUCUAUCUUUGGGCCAUUCGUGCUGCCAACAGGACGAUUACGAUGCAUUACGACACGCUGCUACACGUGAGCUGCUUGAAACGGAAAUGAAUUACGUGAAGCUACUGUCUGCCAUUUGCAACGGAUAUUUACCUGCCAUGAGCAAACGCCUCGAUAUCUUUACUGUCAGCAGCAUACGGAUCAUAUUUUCAAAUAUAACGGCAAUAUACAAAUUUCACCGAAAGUUUUUGGAAGCGUUGCGCCAAGGCAUUGAGCAAAACCAAAUAUCGAAAGUGUUUUUAAAGAUGCAUAAAGGAUUUCUAUGCUAUUCAACAUACUGCAAUGAUUAUUCACGUGCUCUUGUCGAGCUCGAACCCUACGAACGCAUUGAGGAAGCCCGCACAAUUCUGGAGAACUGCCGCGAAUCCGAUAACCUGGCUGAACUACCGCUAUCUGCGCAUCUGCUAGCGCCAGUGCAGCGCAUCUGUCGCUAUCCUCUGCACCUCAACGAACUACUUAGCAAUACUUUGCAGAAUAACAGGAACAAGCUUGGUGUCCAAACUGAUAUUUUAGACUAUGAACAUAUUGAUGUGUUCCAGUUUGAUAUUCCUGAUACGCACUCCACCGUUAAAAUGGCGCUUAAGAAGAUGCGCGGUAUCACUGAAGCUGUAAACGAGGGUAGACGCCAAAGCGAGAUUCUUGCACGGCUUCAGGGCAGUUUCCAGAGCUUUAAAGGACCCAUGCUGAACCUGCACAGCACGCGUUUCUUUUUACAAGGGGACGCCAUGCGGCAAAAGCAGAACAUGUGGAGCAGCAGUUGCACCUUGUUCCUAUUUGAUAACCAGCUGAUAUACUGCAAGCGGGAUAUCAUCAAGCGCAGCCAUUUCAUCUAUAGGGGUCGCAUCAUUUUGGAUCGAUGUCGCAUCGUGAAUAUGCAGGAUGGAAACAUGUUUGGUCCCACGGUCAAGAACAUGCUUCGCUUCUAUUGCCAGUCACGAGAGAAGUGGUACGACUUUAGCUUUCGCUCCGCCAUCCGUAAACAUGUCUUUCUCCAUGCGCUUGCCCUGGAGCGACAGUUUUGUGGCAAGACUCUGGACGUUUCCGAGAUGACAGGAUUUGAGUUCAAUGAGUUCGAGGAGGAACGGCCAGGCGACUUCUCUGACCAAUCGGACUACGAGUUCGCAGACUGUGAGCACACAAUGGGCAGCUUAUCCUCCAGUGGUGACAGUUCAGGAGCGGAGUUCACGGUCAAGUCAACGUAUCGCCCUUGCGCACAGUGGAACGAAGAUAUUGCCAGUACCAGCCAUGGGUCUGGGCAGAUGCUUAUGUCAACUUCAGCCUGGUCGUUGAGCCUUCGCCGUCUAAGUAACUGGUUUCGCAAGUUAAAAAGCUUCAACGGGACGUCGAACUCGUUGCCAACUCACAAGCCAGAUUUUGAUGCAGAUUCUAACUCAACGACAAUCGGUUCCGCGCAAAUUGAGACUGGCAGCUCGUUUGCUUAAUUAAUCUUUUGAAUCAUUAUUAUUUAUAAUCAAAUAAAAUAUAAAUCGCUAAAUAUAUGGGUAUGCCGGUAUGUAGAAAA